This is a messenger RNA of Nothobranchius furzeri (turquoise killifish), 3644 nucleotides long. Lineage: Eukaryota; Metazoa; Chordata; Actinopteri; Cyprinodontiformes; Nothobranchiidae. The record is from RefSeq and is a predicted model, not a curated record.
GGGCAUGUUUGUGUUUUUCCCAUUUCCAUAAUCAAAAAUCCAUUCCAACGUCGUCCUCAGUUUGCCUGAAUACAGUUAGUCCUCGGAGAGCAGGAGGUGACAGCAGCAGCAGGAGGAGCUGCUCAGCCAGGCAGCGUAGCAUGAGCAGCAGCAGGAGUAGCACCAGGAGCAGCAGGAGUAGCACCAGGAGCAGCAGGAGUAGCACCAGGAGCAGCAGUAGGAGGAGCUACAGUUACUCGGCCAGGCAGUGUAGCAGGAGCAGCAGGAGUAGCACCAGGAGCAACAGCAGGAGGAGCUGCUCAGCCAGGCAGCGUAGCAGGAGCAGCAGGAGUAGCACCAGGAGCAGCAGCAGGAGGAGCUACAGUUACUCAGCCAGGCAGCGUAGCAGGAGCAGCAGGAGUAGCACCAGGAGCAGCAGCAGGAGGAGCUACAGUUACUCAGCCAGGCAGCGUAGCAGGAGCAGCAGGAGUAGCACCAGGAGCAGCAGUAGGAGGAGCUACAGUUACUCGGCCAGGCAGUGUAGCAGGAGCAACAGCAGGAGGAGCUGCUCAGCCAGGCAGCGUAGCAGGAGCAGCAGGAGUAGCACCAGGAGCAGCAGCAGGAGGAGCUACAGUUACUCAGCCAGGCAGCGUAGCAGGAGCAGCAGGAGUAGCACCAGGAGCAGCAGCAGGAUGAGCUACAGUUACUCAGCCAGGCAGCGUAGCAGGAGCAGCAGGAGUAGCACCAGGAGCAGCAGUAGGAGGAGCUACAGUUACUCGGCCAGGCAGUGUAGCAGGAGCAACAGCAGGAGGAGCUGCUCAGCCAGGCAGCGUAGCAGGAGCAGCAGGAGUAGCACCAGGAGCAGCAGCAGGAGGAGCUACAGUUACUCAGCCAGGCAGCGUAGCAGGAGCAGCAGGAGUAGCACCAGGAGCAGCAGUAGGAGGAGCUACAGUUACUCGGCCAGGCAGUGUAGCAGGAGCAACAGCAGGAGGAGCUGCUCAGCCAGGCAGCGUAGCAGGAGCAGCAGGAGUAGCACCAGGAGCAGCAGCAGGAGGAGCUACAGUUACUCAGCCAGGCAGCGUAGCAGGAGCAGCAGGAGUAGCGCAGCAGCUUCAUUCAGAUGUUUUAAGUGAUGUAAAAACGUCACGUACGUCUGAUGUCUGGAGGAGAAUGUUGGAGGAAACUCCUGAAGUGACAAUCCAACUCAAGCAGGCUGUGUACGGCUACAUAUUCAGAUCCCAAGAUUAUUAAUGCAGAUUAUUAAUCUACAUAAACCGGUUUGUGAUUAUUUUUAAAUCAACUGAUCAGUUAGCUGAGCUGUCUGAUUAUUUUAUUGUAAAAUAAUUUCUUGAUUAAAGUAGAUUUAAAAUGGAGAGUUUGUGCCACCAAACUUCUCUCCCGUUUAUCUUCAUCAUAUUCAUACAGAAUAAUUCAGAUUAACAGAGUUUUUAGUGUAAUUUCAACUCGUAAGAACGUUCGUUUAGUUUCGGUACUUCAGCUUUUAUCAGAGUCGGAGAGUCGAGCUGCUGUCAUCUCUCUCUCUCACAUCGAGUAGCAAAUCAAAUCCUGCAUCUGAACGCUUCAUUACAUGUACUUCCUGGCGUUACAUUUGCGUGGACAUCCUCGUGCUCUAACAGUCUGGUGUUGGACAUCGUCUCUGCUGCUGCUGGGCUGACCCGGCUGAGGGAGCUGCUAGCUCCAGAGGCUUGACACUAACCUCCAGGUGCUUUCACUAACUCCGCCAGUGCUUCGCUCUGCUCCAUUUCACUCCUGUCAUCAUCUGUGCUCUGUUGGUGAUGUCUGCCUGCCUGAGCCACUCUGCUCCCCGUGCCUGCUCUCACCCUCAUCCAGUCGCAUGCCGGUCACCUGAUGUUCGUUUUAAUGCAGCAUGGUUUAUUUGUCCUCUGAGAGGUUGUUAGACAGGUCGGACUCACCACCUCUCCUCCUCCCUGGGACGCAGUUCCACCAGUCGACCAGCGGGUGGCGGCCUUCCUUCCUUCCCUCACCAAACCACAUCGCCCUGUUAUGUCCGACUACAUCUCCCAUCAGCCACCUGGGCUUACCUUUCAGCCUCAGCUGCAUCUCCAUAAAAUGUUUGUUCCAUGUAACCAGUUAUGUUUGUGAAUGUGACCACACAUGUAGCAGCAACACGUAUGGAAAGCCAAAUAGGCCAAAAAUGUAAGAAAAGGCCAAUUGGGAUGUUUGGCUGUGUGUGUUACGCGUAGUUUAUAACCGUUGAAUGAACCUUGAAUGUUUCCAUGGUGAUUGUUUUUAGUUCAGUUUGGCCGUCUUCGUGAGAGACGACGUGGUUUGAAUUGAUGCACUUUGCCUUGAUGUACAACAGGAUUGGAACCUGACUAAAUGAGCGAGUGAAUGAAUGAAUGAGUGAACUUUUUCUAUGACCACUAAUGUUCCGAUGAUUUUAUACUCUUUGUAACUCUCUUUUUAAAGUGAGGACGCUUUUAUUUGCAUGGUUUCUGGAUGAUUUAGACUCAUUUCUCUGGUGAUUGUUUUAUUUAUACGGAAACACUAAAUGUACAGAGUCCCGCCCCCAGAACAUGUAAGAUGUCUCCUCAGACCCCGUCUAACCAGCAGGGGACCCCGCUUUAGCCUCCGUUCCCUCCAUGAAGCUGUGAAAUGUGCAGAACGACGCUGUCGACGUUACUUGAACUUCCCGUCGCUCUUCAUGUGACAACUCCCGUGUGCGAUCAGUUUGCCGUAGGUGUCAAAAGGUCCAGUUGGAUGAUUUUAAAGGAAAUUUCUGCAAGUCUCUGCUGCUUUCCUGCAAAAACAUAACCGUAACUUAAGUAUUUUAAAUGAAUUUCUCAUUUUUAUGGUUAUUUUGAAGGUUCCCUCAGCAUGGAGUGGUUUCUGCUUCUUUUGGAGAACAAAGUGUUGAAAAUUGAAGAAACUAAUCAGUUCCUGCAGUUUAACCCCAGAUCUGUUGAUGGUUUUGUUUUUUAAUUGCCCAAAAACCACCUAACUGUCUGAACGAUGCUUAUUUUUACCCUUUUUACAAAUGUGAUGCAGUUACAACAUCCAAAGUCCUCUAAAGUUUGGAUAUGAUUAAACCCGCGGACGUCUUCCUGUCGGUGCUGCAGAGCGAACAAUCCAAAGAUAUUCAACAUUUGGAAGUGUUUACUUUUUUUUUUUUCUUUUUAGAAGAAAGCUGAAACAAAAUUUUCUUGCUUGGAUUAUUCCAGCAGAGUAAAAUUAAAGCCUCUGCUUAUAAAUUAUUACCCUUAAACUAUUUCUAACGGGAAACAAAUGUUCAUUUCUGAACUCCAGUAUUUAAUGACAUCAUUUCUUCUCCAUUUAAACGUUACUGAUAGUUUUUUCGGAGACGGUUCUAAAUCAGGAUUUCAUGCAAAAUGAUGAUUAAUCAGAAUUGCGGACAAACCAGCAGAUUAUUGUUGUAAAAACCUGGUGGGCACGAUGCUGCUGCUCCAUGUUCCUCCUGUUUUCUGCUAACAAAUCCUGUGAAAGUAGCUUUUUUUUUUUUUGCAGGACGUUUUUUAGUAAAUGUUUUCAGCGUCUCCCAAACUGAUGGCAGUACUGCUCCAUAUUGUUGUGCACACCCUUUUACUUUGAUUGUCGUCACUUUGAACAAAAUGCCUUUUUUUUUCUUGAAAAAUAUUGUUCUAAUAAAAUAAACAUUAAAACAA